AACAGUUACCACUGGAACAGCAGCAACAUCAGAAGCAACAACAGUUACCACUGGAACAACAGCAACAACAGAAUCAACAACAGUUACCACUGGAACAACAGCAACACCAGAAUCAACAACAGUUACCACUGGAACAACAGCAACAUCAGAAUCAACUACAGUUACCACUGGAACAACAUCAGAAUCAACAAUCUCUGCAACUACUUCCUUGACAACUGAUUUCAUGAGUACAAUGGCACCGGUAAUCCUUCCCACAACUCCAUUGGAGUUCCGAUUAAACCAAACUUUUAUACCUGCGUUAAAUGAUGCUAACUCACCUGAGUUUAAGCGUACCGUGUCCGAAUUGGAAAUUGUGCUCAAUAUGUUAUACAGAAGAGCUCUGCCUAAUUUUAGAGAAUCGAAGGUCAACGGUUUCAGGCCAGGAUCCAUUGUUGUAAACAGUAGCUUGAUUUAUGAAGAAAGCACUGAACCGCUGUCUCCUUCAGAAACAGUAAAAGUGUUGGUGAAUGAAGUGUUGACUAAUAGCACAGCUGUAGACAGCCUGUCAAUCAUUCCAGAAUCCAUCCAGUCCGAAAGUAUCACCAUCAACAAUUUGCAGCCAGUUUCUCUGAAUAUUUCCUUUGUGAUAGAAAAUGAGACUUUCACUGAAAUGCUCACCAACAAUGCUUCCAGUGCCUUUACAAACCUGCGAAAUGCAAUCAUUCCCUGGCUUGAAAAUGUUCUCAGUUCAGGAUUUUCCCCAAACGUGCUGCCUGGUUCCAACAUUGUCUUCAGUAAUGCUUCCUCAAAGGUGCAGGUGGUUGCACACAUCCAGAUCAACACAACCAGAUUAGAAAACCGACUGUUCCUGCGAGAUCUGAUCAUUAACAAUGUUAACAUUUCGGGUUUUGAUAUCAUCAGAUCCUCUGUUCGGGUAAAUGGUCAGGGUCUUGAAGUCGACCCUAUUCAAGUGGCACUAAGGUUCGAAACUACUGUGUUCACAAUUGAUCUGAACAAUAGAUCGAGUCCUCAGUUCAAACAACUCAGUUCCAGAGUGACAAAUGUGAUGAACAGUAUCUUCAGAAAUGAUGUGAACUUCAUCGAAGUCAUAAUCAAUGGAUUUAGGAAUGGAUCUGUUAUUGGCGAUGUAACAGCGGUAUUCAGUAAUGGAACAACAAACAAAUCGACUGUUAUCCAAACCAUCGUCAAUAACAAUGACACAUUCACAAAUGCCGAUUUCAGUUUGGACAUCAACUUCCUUACAGGCGCAACGACCACAACCCCUGCCAUGACCACCACUAGAAUGUCAACACCCACAGCCGUAACCACAGUGUCAUCUACAUCUGAAUCAACAACAACGGCCAAUGUAACACAAGCAUCAACUACAGCCAAUGUAACACAAGCACCAACUACAGCCAAUGUAACACAAGCAUCAACUACAGCCAAUGUAACACAAGCAUCAACUACAGCCAAUGUAACACAAGCACCAACUACAGCCAAUGUAACACAAGCAUCAACUACAGCCAAUGUAACACAAGCACCAACUACAGCCAAUGUAACACAAGCACCAACUACAGCCAAUGUAACACAAGCAUCAACUACAGCCAAUGUAACACAAGCAUCAACUACAGCCAAUGUAACACAAGCAUCAACUACAGCCAAUGUAACACAAGCACCAACUACAGCCAAUGUAACACAAGCAUCAACUACAGCCAAUGUAACACAAGCAUUAGCUACAACGGCCAAUGUAACACAAGCAUCAACCACAGCCAAUUUAACACAAGCAUCAACUACAGCCAAUGUAACACAAGCACCAACUACAGCCAAUUUAACACAAGCAUCAACUACAGCCAAUGUAACACAAGCAUCAACUACAGCCAAUGUAACACAAGCACCAACUACAGCCAAUGUAACACAAGCAUCGACAACUACAGCCAAUGCAACACAAGUAUUAGCUACAACGGCCAAUGUAACACAAGCAUCGACUACAGCCAAUGUAACACAAGCAUUAGCUACAACAGCCAAUGUAACACAAGCACCAACAACAACGGCCAAUGUAACACAAGCAUCGACAACAACGGCCAAUGCAACACAAGCAUUAGCUACAACGGCCAAUGCAACACAAGCAUCGACAACUACAGCCAAUGUAACACAAGCAUCGACCACAGCCAAUGUAACACAAGCACCAACUACAGCCAAUGUAACACAAGCAUCGACAACUACAGCCAAUGCAACACAAGCAUUAGCUACAACGGCCAAUGUAACACAAGCAUCGACUACAGCCAAUGGAACACAAGCAUCGACAACUAAAGCCAAUGUAACACAAGCAUUAGCUACAACGGCCAAUGUAACACAAGCAUUAGCUACAACGGCCAAUGUAACACAAGCAUCAACCACAGCCAAUGUAACACAAGCAUCAACUACAACCAAUGUAACACAAGCAUCGACAACUACAGCCAAUGUAACACAAGCAUUAGCUACAACGGCCAAUGUAACACAAGCAUUAGCUACAACGGCCAAUGUAACACAAGCAUCAACCACAGCCAAUGUAACACAAGCACCAACUACAGCCAAUGUAACACAAGCAUCGACAACUACAGCCAAUGCAACACAAGCAUUAGCUACAACGGCCAAUGUAACACAAGCAUCGACUACAGCCAAUGUAACACAAGCAUUAGCUACAACAGCCAAUGUAACACAAGCACCAACAACAACGGCCAAUGUAACACAAGAAUCAACUACAGCCAAUGUAACACAAACAUCAACUACAGCCAAUGUAACACAAGCACCAACUACAGCCAAUGUAACACAAGCAUCGACAACUACAGCCAAUGUAACACAAGCAUCGACAACUACAGCCAAUGCAACACAAGCAUUAGCUACAACGGCCAAUGUAACACAAGCAUCGACUACAGCCAAUGUAACACAAGCAUUAGCUACAACAGCCAAUGUAACACAAGCACCAACUACAGCCAAUGUAACACAAGCAUCAACUACAGUUGCCAAUACAACACAAGCAUCGACUACAGUUGCCAAUGCAACACAAGCAUCGACGACAGUUGCCAAUACAACACAAGCAUCGACUACAGUUGCCAAUACAACACAAGCAUCGACUACAGUUGCCAAUGCAACACAAGCAUUGACUACAGUUGCCAAUACAACACAAGCAUCGACUACAGUUGCCAAUACAACACAAGCAUCGACUUCAGGUCAGGCGAUUCCAAUUGAAACUUUCCUAGUGGAGCUUCGGUUUAUAAACCAAGACUUCACAGCUGCUCUGACCAACAGAUCAAGUCCUCAGUUCAUAAUGCUCUCCAACCAGGUGAAACGUGCGGUGAACAGUACGUUUAGAAAUGAUCUGAACUUCAUCAAAGUUAGAGUCAAUAGAUUUAGAAAUGGAUCUGUUGUGGCUGAGACAGAAAUGACAUUCAGAGCUAAUUCAACUCAGAGGUCUGAAAUUGUCCAGAGUCUUGUCAAUAAUGCAGCAUUAUUCAACAAUUCUGGUUUAGCCUUGGACACCGAUCUCCUUCUCGCUUCCAUCACCACUGCACCCACUACCACGUCAGCAUCGACCACCACCCCCACAGCGAACCAGCCACCUGCUGAUAGACCAUUCCCAGGAUUUGCUAUUGCAAUCAUUGUUAUGUGCCUGUUGGCUAUCAUUGCAAUCCCAUUCCUCAUUGUUCUGUUUGUUAAGACUGGAUUUUGUUCCAAAGUGGCAAAUGCAUUCAGACUGGAAGCGCCUGAUGAUUUGGAUAUGAAACUUCCAAUGUUUGGUGGUCAAUCGUACACCUUCCAAUGACGAUGGGAUAUCAAGGAGAGAAACAACAUGAACUUUGCGUCGAGAGAAGUUAACAGGCAUGGAUAAUGAAGAACACAUAUGAAGGCUGUCGAUAACAAUGAUUAUCUCACGGACUUGCCCAAAUUAAUGCCACACAUGAACUGCCAAACCCUUGUGCUGCUCCUGAAUUACCCUUAAAAUGACUGCCUUCUCGAAGUAGGUGGUUUCUCAGGUUAUCAGUGAACACCUUCACCACAAGUGGUGGAAAGCAUAUGUUUUAUGAGGAUGUAUGAGCAGAGCCUGCCAAUUCGAUAUCUCUUCGUGUUGGUAGUUUUGUCUUGAAUAUUAAAAUGUGAGUUUGUUCUUUAAGGUUCCCCCUCCACCCACUAUCCCCACUCCUCCCUCUUAGUGAAUAAUUACCUCCUUUGUGUUUCUGUGGCCAAAAGUGGAGUCAGUGUAAACAGAAGCCUGACUUUGUAUUUGUGAGGCUUUAAUUCACCUCAGCUGUUAUGUUAUUAAUAUAGGUAAAGGUAACUCUCACUCGGUGAAGUUGUAUUUAUAAAGAGUUCCUUUUUGUGUAGCACUGUAACAAAGUCACUGGAGGCCAAUGAGUAAUGUGCUGGGUGGCUCACUGGCUGAGUUUAAGGUGCUAAUGGGAAGAGUACAGCAGUAGAAGAUAAAUCUAUGGCUUGUAGUUACAAGCACCAAUAUGCAAUGAGGACGUUGAGUGUGUGGGUGUCCAUGAGAGGUACAGCCCUCCCUCAUUUGCAGAUGAUUUCCAAACUGCGGUCUUUGGGAGUGUUAGGAAUAAAAAGAUCCACGCUUUCACUGAAAAAUGAGUGGCUCUGUGUCACAGGUUACCCUGUAUCCUCCCAACACAAUUUCAGCAAAAGGACAGAUGAAGUGUAAACCAACCCUAAUACUCUGAAAAUGUAUAUUUGCACAUGACACUGCUGUUAUGUUAUCCCAAUGUACCCAGGCAUUUUUAUUUAAUUACCACAAGGCACACAGUAGAAAGCUAAAGCACCAGAAAUGGCCUCCCUCAGAGAGAUUGUUUGAGCCAAGACUUUUGUGAAGAGGUGGAUUUGGUGAUCAUGGCUGUGACAGUCCCAAAGAAUGUGCUCAUUUUUCCCUGCACUCUGCUUAGAUACUUGUGAAGACAGCCAACCUUUACAUGCAACGUCACAGGUUUUAUUGUAACUUUUCAGUGAGCAGGGUCGAUGGGGUGGAGAGGCCUGAGAAUUAUUUACAAAAAUGCCUCCUGGCCCGAUGUGUAGCAUCAGCCAUUGUUGUGAAGAAAUCAGGGAUUGAGAUGCUGAACGCACACAUCUGGGAUUGUCUUCUCUGUGCGGCCGUCAGUUGCUUUAACCAUGAAACUCAGAACUUCAGUCAAUCGCUGAGCUCCAUUUCAGCUGCGAGACCCCAGUGUUCCACAUGUGUAUGCCAAUGAUAUGAGGCACACUCAAUGUUCAGUGCUGUCACUUUGCAACAAAAGGAUGUUCCAAAGUCUAAGGCAGAUUGCAUUGUGUUUUGUACUUACUUCCUGUCUUUGAUAUUUAAGAAUUUUUUUUUUGUUUGUAUUUGUAUGUAUUAUUUUUGAGCCACUGUAAAACUAUCAAGACCAGUGGCCAUUCAGGGAUGAGAAUGUUAAUUUUGAUGUGGGAAAUGGGCAUAUAGGUAUCAGUGGAAAUGUGUUUCAGAUCAGACAGGGUAUGUCAUUCCAAUUCAUUACAUGUAUUGAUCAUGGAAAGCUGUCUUCAUUUGAAAUCUGUGUACUCAGGGCUGUCCUGGAAAUCUAAGCUUGCAUGUAUUUCUGGAAAACACUACUUGUUUCUGGUUACAAAAUUCACAUUAAGUCCUCAUCUUCUGGUAUACACAUUGACAAAAUUCAAGUAGGUUUGGUGACUGAGAUAUUUGAGACUCAGUAAUGAUUUCAGUUGCACAAACUCUGAACUUUAGCAAAACGACUCCCCUCCCAGUCUCAAUAAAAUUGGUCACAGCAGUUGAAAACCAGUUGAACUGGAAACAGCCAGCUAGAAUUAACUUUGCUGAGUGUAGCUCAUGUUCGGUGGGACAUCUGCUUGACAACUUCCAAACACGCAACCCUUGUCAUACUGUCAUCAGUAGUGCUUGUCCUCAGAAAUCUAGCCACUGAUAAAAUCUAGAUCGGAGCACAGUGGUCCAAUCUGCUUCUUUGGGAGGCAAACGCCGCAGCAGUAUGAAAAGACCUUUGUGAAUGUGUACCUCCUUAGAAUUUUGAGAAAAGUAAUGUGAUCUGCAAUAAAUUGUGACGAUAUUGCAUUGUCACAACAUCUACUGCUUUUUUACAAGCCUGGACUAAAUCAGACUAAACAUUUUAAUAUGUGAACUAUUGACUAACUAGCAUUCCUCUAUUAACAUGAAUGAAAUUUACAGAGAAAGCAAUGCAAAAAAAAAGGCUUUUUACAAAGGGAUCAGCUCUGAAGGAAAAUAUAUUUGUGGUGACUUUCACUUAUUCUUACUGUUUGAAGCACUAUUAAGAGUGAUGAAAAUGUGCCAUUUUUUAAUGUAAUACCGAUAAUUCAGAGAAGUAAUUAUAACAUGCUUUAUUGAAAACAAACAUGCAACUAAAAAGAGAUAUUUUUCUGAUA
Messenger RNA from Stegostoma tigrinum, 6390 nucleotides. RefSeq names its product mucin-22-like. Lineage: Eukaryota; Metazoa; Chordata; Chondrichthyes; Orectolobiformes; Stegostomatidae. The transcript has 16 exons. The record is from RefSeq and is a predicted model, not a curated record. The coding region runs from base 224 to 3781 and encodes 1185 amino acids.